GUGGCUGAUACAGCGAUGAGCAAGUGGGAGAUGGUCGUUCUGAGUGUGGGAGGUGUGAGAUUUGUAACCCUGGCAUCUACAUUGCUGCGGUUCCCCGAAUCCAGGCUAGCACAGAUGUUGAACAACGAUGACCAGGAAUUUAAACUGGUGAACGGAGAGUUUUUUGUGGACAGAGAUGGAACUUUGUUUAGUUACAUCCUGGACUUCUUGAGGACUCUCCAGAUUUCCUUACCUACUGACUUUUCAGACUAUCAGAGGCUGCAGAGAGAAGCAGAAUUCUACAGGCUCUACCCUCUGGCCAAUCUCCUGAAGCAGGAGCACUUACUGAAGCCAAGGCUGGAGAUCUUGGAAGUGCGUUUUUCUCUCCAAGACAUGCAGGCCUUCUUCCGGAUCUUUGGUUCCUGCAGUACCACUGUUGAGACACUGGCUGAGCAAAUCACUGUGUUUUCAGGACAGCAGUCAGGUCAGAACUGGAGCAGCCCUUUUCUUUCUCAGAAACCACUUGUUCCACUGCCUCUGGAAAGACCUUCUCAUCAUGACGUGGUUUUUCAGUGUGGUACUGACUACUCUGCUGGUGACCAGUUUGUGGCCAGGUAUGUUUCCAUAAAGCCUGAUACUAGAAAGCUGAUUAAUGGUACUAAUGUGCUGGGUCUGCUGCUUGACACUUUACUCAAAGAUGGAUUUCGCCUCAUAAGCACCAGGACAGUGUCCAGUGAAGAAAAAGUUGAAUGCUACAGUUUUGAAAGGAUGCAGAAGCCAGCAGGCAUCACCAUCGUGGUGAACCAAACCCUAGGGAGCUCUGGGGCAGCACAGGUGAAGAGAAGCCAAGUGCAGAAAGGGAAAUAAAGGUUUUCCUUUCACCUUUUGAAAAUGAAAGAGAGAUGUGCCAAUACUAAUGGCUUUCCUAUGUUGGCUUGUCUGAAACUGCAACUCUUGAGGCAAGUGACAAUUUUUAACUAAUUUUUUGGGUAAUAUUUGGAAAUAAAAGAAGCUUCCAUGCUUUCUGUCACUCCACCCUUCUUCAAAUAACUGCAGGCUCAAUACUGCGUUUGUGAACCAGAUUCCAGCAUUUUCAAGGGUUUCCAUUUUUCUCUGUGGCUAAAACUGGUAUUAGGACUCAGAAAAAAGAUCAACUAUUUCUUCUAGAAAGUAUUUUUUUAUAGUCUAUGUUAAUCUGCAAGUGGGUUUUAGAUACAUGGUAAUGCAUGAAGAAGUAACAGCCUGACACAACUGUCAUCCCAGGUUUGGAGAAGUGGCUGGAGGAGGAAUGCCAGCCUCAGUGGCUGAGUAUUGCUUCAGUUUUCAAGAUACACGAAGCAGCAUAACCAACAUUCCAACUUGUGUUACUGUGUGGCUUCAGACACGAGAAAGGGGCCUUGCAAAGCCACUAUUGGUGUCCAUGAAAUGUGUUACUGUCUCCUGCAGAAUACUCCCGUGCCCCCUACUCCCACUCUGAAGGUAUUAAGCUGCUCUUCAGCCUUAGAAUUAUGAAGGACCUUGUGAACAAAGAGUCAGCUGAUUAUUUAAAACUUUGAAAAGAAUGAAAGUGCAAUAAUCAGUCCUUCAGAGGGAAGGGUUAGUGUGAUGUUAAAGGCAAUAGUAGGAAGGAUUCCUUAGUGCUUGUUAAAUGCUAAACAUACUUAGGAGGAAGGCUUGGCAGAAGUGACUUUAAAAGCCUUGGGAAUGUUAGCCAUGUACAGUGCUUUGUAAAGAUGCCCAGAUUAGCUCAGGUACCAGGAGAGGUGAGUUAAUGAGGCCUUGCAAAUUAAGGCUCUUUUGUCCUCCCUCCAAAGCAGGGAAAGAAGAUAGCAAAGAUUCAUUAUUUGAACCCAACUUUUGUUGUUGAUAGAAUGUUGUCUUUCUAAAGUUGCAAACAGCCGAGUUGAGCUUGUUUGGGCUACUUAGAUCUGGCUGCUCAGCUUUGCAAUAUGAAUUUAUUCCUGUAUUUGCAGCACUGAAAAAUGUGAAUGGUAGGAAUCGCUCACCUGCUCUUGGCUUGUGUUGACUUCCUUUCACAGAAUCUCAGGAUACAUCAGGUUGGGAGGAAGCCUCAAAGGUCAUCUUGCCCAACCCUCCUGCAGUGAGCAGGGACAUCUUCAACCAUAGAUGACCAUAAACCUGCAGUGACUAGUGCCCAUUGCUCCAAACAGUCAGGUUUAUAUUUGAACUAAUUCCAUUGCUGAUGGACAUUUGCUUAUCUAUUGCUUGUUUUUUUUAAAAAUGCUGUCUGUGGUUCAGUGGGUUUUGAACUACUUCACAUUUACAGAAGACUUUCAUAGAGAUUGAUUACAUUUUUGUGCUUUUAACUUUUUUAUCUGCUUAUUCACACAUUAGGAAGCUGUCUUAUGUUGUUACAUCUUUGGGGGAUGCUGUUUGCUAACCACCUGAAUCGUUCAGUAAUUGCUGACACUAGGAGGGAGAGUCUAAUGUGAAAUACCUUCCUCUGCUUUGGGUAUUGAUUUCAAUAUGGCAGUUUGUGAUGUUUUUUGAUCUGUUAGGAAGCUCAGUCACUGCACUCUUACAGGUCCUGCAGCCAGAGCUCAUAUGACUGUAUAAUUGAUUAAGAAUGGACAUAUAAAUAAAACUGUUACAAUUGA
This is a messenger RNA of Pogoniulus pusillus (Red-fronted tinkerbird), 2597 nucleotides long. It is a transcript of the gene KCNRG, whose product is annotated as potassium channel regulator. The transcript is spliced from 2 exons. Gene Ontology annotation, molecular function: protein binding. Lineage: Eukaryota; Metazoa; Chordata; Aves; Piciformes; Lybiidae. The record is from RefSeq and is a predicted model, not a curated record. Gene Ontology annotation, cellular component: endoplasmic reticulum. The coding region runs from base 16 to 846 and encodes 276 amino acids. Gene Ontology annotation, biological process: negative regulation of delayed rectifier potassium channel activity; protein homooligomerization.